CACAUGCGCCGACAAGAUUUUCCCGGGGAAAUGGUCGUCCGCUCCGACGCACACUCAUACUUGUUACCACGGGGACAGGAUUGGGCUGGACAGGGUUAACUGCCGAGAAAGCCCUUACAAGUUAACGUGACUCUGUGUCUUAUAAGUAUUUUUCAUGUCGCAACUAGAAGACGAUGCCUAUGCUCUUAAAUGGAACAACAACAUAUCUGUUGCAAUAAUUACCCUGGCAUCCUAUGAGUACAUUCUUCAGUUCGAGAAAGAGGUCAAGUUCGUUUGGGGAAGACAGUGGUCAGUGAUGACAUACCUAUACCUCGUUGUUCGAUACUUUGGGGUUUUCAUUGCAAUGACUUGCGCCUGUUGGGGUGGUCUAUUCUAUAUGCCUGAAGCAGUGAGCCAUGGUAUUUUUCUGUUAAUGCAAUGGGGGAUGUCAUUAUAUUUUUGCUUGGCGGAAGUCAUUCUCAUCUGGCGUCUUUACGUUCUAUACAACCAAUCCAAGCCUAUACUUUAUGUUUUCCUGGGGUUUUUCAUACCUGUCAUCGCGCUCUACAUAGCGAUGGAUAUAUUUUUAUGGAGUCGACCUUCAGCGAUCUCAACGGAGGAAGUGAUGAUAACUUCGAACAUCAAGUAUUGCACGGCUUCGUUCCACAUUGGGCCCAUGCCUGCGAUAUAUGCUUCCAUCCCCAUCAUAUGCUAUGAUAUUUUCCUAGUUAUUCUCGCAAUCGCUGUCCUCAAGAAGCACCUCAGAGAACGGAAGGAAAUCAAAAUGAGGCCUAACACCUAUGUAAUAAUGAUCGUCCAACAUCAUAUCAUAUACUUUGUCCUGAAUAUAGCAUGCCAAAUUUUCAUAGCGAUACUGUGGGCCAACCUUCCGACGGUAGCGAGGAAUCUCGUACUGUUGUUCAAGGAUACAGCACCAUUUAUUACCGUGCCUCGUCUUAUCAUCAGCAUUUGGGAUACGCAUGCCAAUGAAAGCUGCGUACAUGUCAGUACGACGUUCGAAGAUUGUGUAUGUUGGACUUCGCCACCAGUAUUCGAUCAGCAUGAGAUGGGCUCCUGCGCAUGAUGGUUCCAAAACGGGGGAGAGGGUAGAGUGAGGUCCUUCAAGCCCUCGGGCUCUAGCAAAACUCUCAGAUACUUGUGCAUG
Messenger RNA from Suillus clintonianus, 1144 nucleotides. RefSeq lists its product as uncharacterized. The transcript is spliced from 14 exons. The record is from RefSeq and is a predicted model, not a curated record. Bases 155 to 1063 code for a protein of 302 amino acids. Lineage: Eukaryota; Fungi; Basidiomycota; Agaricomycetes; Boletales; Suillaceae.